Messenger RNA from Cryptococcus wingfieldii CBS 7118, 954 nucleotides. RefSeq lists its product as hypothetical. The transcript has a single exon. The record is from RefSeq and is a predicted model, not a curated record. Lineage: Eukaryota; Fungi; Basidiomycota; Tremellomycetes; Tremellales; Cryptococcaceae. The coding region runs from base 1 to 954 and encodes 317 amino acids.
AUGUCAACCCAUACCAUCACAGCCCCCAUUCCGACCUACGCCCACAGAGCCCUCCACCGCUCCUGGGCCGCCCCCGCCCCCGUCCCGCAUAACCAUAACAGCCCAUCUCCCCCCGCCCGACCCGUCCACCGUCCACGUACGACCAGAUCGGUUGGAAGGGAAGGACAAGAACAGUGGUUCGAAUGCCAUCCUCUACACCAUCCCGCUCCAAGGCGUGUGUCGAACUUUGCAGUGCAUUUGCGGGAUGUUAUUGAUAUGAUUGAUAAAGACCCAGGAGAGAGCGAAGAAGUAGGGGAGGGGGAGGGGGAGGGGAAGAAGAUGUCGGAUUUUGAGACGCCGGCUGGUUCGCCGGCUGAGUCGCCCGUGUUUCGCACGUCUUCGUCUUCGUCGUUGGGUUUUGUGAGCCGGCCGUCUCAGCUCGGUUUGACGUCUGUCGUGUUGGAGGAGGAGGAAGCGGGUGGGGUUGAAGCGGGUGUUUCCGCUGAGAGGAAAGAUGUUGAUGUUGCUGGGCUGGCGGAUACUGAACCCGAGGCAGUGACCGGCGGUGGAAAGGCCGUCCAAUCUUUCGAGAAUCCCGCGCCCAGGGUUCCACCCCCGCCUCGUCUCUCAGUGUUCAAACGCCGAGCCGCCACUCUACCCUCAACUCCCCAAUUCCUCGCAUCCCGCCAAACCCAAACCCAAACCCAAACCCACCGCCCCCACACCCAACCCUCCCUCAGUCCCCUCCCAACCCGUCCCAUAUUCGAGCGCGAAGCCUUCAAAACCACCGAAGACAAGAUCCACAACUAUAUCAAACAUUAUCAGACGCAUCCAUGGACGGAGAUGGAAGAAGGGCCGGAUUAUUUCUUGUUUGGGUGGAGGAAUGAGGUGAUUGCGAGUUGGAAUAGGUUUUAUAGUAAGGAGAAUGAGGCGAAGAGGAGGGAGGCGAGGGGAAGUGUUAGUUUGCCUGGUUAG